This is a messenger RNA of Phalaenopsis equestris, 3286 nucleotides long. RefSeq names its product pyrophosphate-energized membrane proton pump 2. Gene Ontology annotation, biological process: proton transmembrane transport. Gene Ontology annotation, cellular component: membrane. The record is from RefSeq and is a predicted model, not a curated record. The transcript has 15 exons. The coding region runs from base 490 to 2892 and encodes 800 amino acids. NCBI's taxonomy places the organism in Eukaryota, Viridiplantae, Streptophyta, Magnoliopsida, Asparagales, Orchidaceae. Gene Ontology annotation, molecular function: inorganic diphosphate phosphatase activity; diphosphate hydrolysis-driven proton transmembrane transporter activity.
UACCAGAGCAGUAAUUCUCGAUGUUAAACGCUUCUCUUUGUCAUGCUAUUCUCUCUCCAUCUCUCUCUCUAGAAAACUGGUAAUAUAUGAGCAGAAUAGGCUCCGGUGGAGAUCGCUGAUCCUAUCCUCCACGGAUGCCUCUGGCCAUUGUCUCCUACUGCCGGAACCCUAAAUUUUCUCUUCGACUAGCUAGAUCUGGAAACCCAAACCGUCGAUCUUCGGGCUGCCUUCGCUUUCCAUUGUUCUUCUCCCUUGUCCAGCAAAUCCGUUCUACGAGCGCAGAGGGGGAUCUGUUUGGCUAGGGAUUUUAGCUGCAGUGAGAACUGUUGUAAUUCAUUUAUUUGGCGGUGUUUGGCAUUGGAUGCUUAAAGGGAUAAAUUGAAAUUAUUCAUAAUUCAGCGUUCUGGUUCAGAGGGCGACCUGCCCCGUGGGGUCGAGUUCACGCCCAUCCCUCUGGCUCGAAGGGUGAAUUCAUCGCAUUCCAUUCUGAUGGAUGAAGACAUAGAGAAUGGAAGUCUGGUAUCGUUCCAGGAGAAACCGAGGACAUUUCCCGAUAUGCGGACUAAACCUUACACCCCCUUGAUUUUUCAGAUUUUUACUAGAAUAAAUGCACGGGUCUUAGCUGUCUUGUUACUGCUGAUCCUUGGAGCUGUGCUUUAUGUUGGAGCUACUACUUCACCUAUCGUUGUGUUUGUCUUUUCUAUUUGCAUAGCAGGCUUCAUUUUCUCAGCCUAUUUAACAAGAUGGGUUCUAGCAAAGGAUGAGGGACCCCCUGAAAUGUCACAGGUAUCAGAUGCCAUACGUGAUGGAGCAGAAGGUUUUUUCAGGACUCAAUAUGGAACUAUUUCCAAGAUGGCAGUAUUACUAGCUCUUGUUAUUCUUAGCAUAUAUCUUCUCCGCAGUACAACUCCACAGCAAGAAUCAUCUGGUCUAGGAAGGUCAACAACCGCAUUUAUUACAGUUGCUGCUUUUCUUCUAGGCGCUUUAUGUUCGGGCAUUGCUGGAUAUGUUGGGAUGUGGGUUUCAGUUCGUGCAAAUAUUCGAGUUGCGAGCGCUGCUAGGCGUUCAGCUAGGGAGUCUUUACAGAUAGCCGUUCGAGCUGGUGGCCUAUCAGCCAUGGUGGUUGUUGGCAUGGCUGUACUUGGUGUGGCAGUCCUUUAUGCUACAUUCUAUGUGUGGCUUGGUGUAGAUUCACCUGGUUCAAUGAAGGUUGUAGACUUGCCUCUUCUCCUUGUUGGAUAUGGUUUUGGUGCCUCGUUUGUUGCUCUUUUUGCCCAGUUAGGUGGGGGAAUUUUCACUAAAGCAGCAGAUGUUGGAGCUGAUCUUGUUGGUAAAGUAGAACAGGGUAUACCUGAAGAUGAUCCUCGAAAUCCGGCUGUCAUUGCUGAUCUGGUUGGUGAUAAUGUGGGUGAUUGUGCUGCUCGAGGAGCUGAUCUUUUUGAGAGCAUAGCUGCAGAAAUCAUCAGUGCAAUGAUACUCGGAGGAACAAUGGCUCAGCACUGCAAAAUUGAAGAUCCAUCAGGGUUUAUCCUAUUUCCUCUUGUUGUCCAUUCUUUUGACCUUGUGGUAUCUUCUGUUGGAAUUCUCUCAAUUCGUGGAACACGUGAACUUGGAUCUAAGGUUCCGGUAGAAGAUCCUAUGGCAAUUCUCCAGAAAGGCUAUUCUAUCACAAUAGUGUUAGCCGUUAUAGCUUUCGGAGUGUCUACGCGGUGGCUUCUUUAUACCGAACAAGCACCGUCCGCAUGGUUAAAUUUUGCAUUAUGUGGAUUGGUGGGCAUUAUAACAGCUUAUGCUUUUGUGUGGAUCUCCAAAUAUUACACAGACUACAAGCAUGAGCCUGUACGAACUUUAGCACUUUCAAGUGCUACAGGGCAUGGAACUAAUAUAAUUGCAGGUGUAAGUCUUGGCUUGGAAUCCACAGCUCUUCCUGUUCUCGUGAUUAGUUUAGCCAUCAUCUCAGCAUAUUGGCUUGGGCAAACAUCUGGCCUGAUGGAUGAAAAUGGGAACCCAACUGGUGGCCUUUUUGGUACAGCGGUUGCUACGAUGGGAAUGCUUAGCACUGCAGCUUAUGUUCUUACCAUGGACAUGUUUGGGCCAAUUGCUGACAAUGCUGGUGGAAUUGUUGAGAUGGGACAGCAGCCUGAGAGUGUUCGAGAAAUAACAGAUGUGCUUGAUGCUGUGGGCAACACCACCAAGGCUACUACGAAAGGUUUUGCCAUUGGGUCUGCUGCGCUCGCUUCUUUUCUUCUUUUCAGUGCAUAUAUGGAUGAAGUUGCUGCAUUUUCUCACCUCCCUUUUAAACAGGUGGACAUUGCAAUCCCUGAGGUUUUUGUUGGUGGUUUGUUAGGUUCAAUGCUUAUAUUUGUAUUUAGUGCUUGGGCAUGUGCGGCCGUUGGAAAAACAGCUCAGGAGGUUGUUAACGAAGUCCGUAGACAGUUUAUCGAGAGGCCAGGAAUUAUGGAAUAUAAUGAGAAACCAGAUUAUGGCCGUUGUGUUUCGAUUGUGGCGUUUGCAUCUUUAAAGGAAAUGAUAAAACCGGGUGCUUUGGCAAUUGUCUCACCUGUUGUAAUUGGGGUUCUUUUCAAAAUGUUGGGUCAGGUCACCGGUCAGCCACUUCUUGGUGCCAAAGUGGUGGCAUCUCUGCUUAUGUUUGCAACAGUGGCCGGCAUACUUAUGGCUCUGUUCCUAAAUACCGCUGGAGGUGCUUGGGAUAAUGCCAAGAAGUUCAUUGAAACUGGUGCACUCGGUGGUAAAGGUAGCGAUUGUCACAAGGCAGCAGUUACUGGUGAUACCGUGGGAGAUCCAUUCAAAGACACUGCAGGUCCUUCUCUUCAUGUCCUCAUCAAAAUGCUUGCCACCAUUACUUUAGUCAUGGCUCCCCUAUUUCUGUGACAGAUCUUCUCCACCUUUUCUUCAACCCACCAUAUUUUUCUCAAUCCCUCAUUACUGUAAAUGCUCAUUGGUUUCCUCCAGAACAAUUUUAGAACAAGAAUGCCUGAUCAGGUGCUAAGGUUUUGUUUUAACUCGAAAGCUUGAUUAUUUGCAGAGUAUCAUGCUCUAUGCUGCUAGGGAUUGUCAAAAAAAAAAAAAAGUUUUGAUCUGCUUUUUGAUCAAUUAUAAUCGACUUUAUAAAUUAGCGGUUUGGAUAUUUCAAUCUGUAUUGAUUUGUAUGUAAAACAUGAAUAUUUGAUAAAAUCUACGUUGCAUGGUUCAUCCUUGCAGGGAACGUUCUUCAUUAUGUUAUUGCUUGAUGAGACUGAGGGAUGUAGAACAUACCCACCCAAAU